CGUGUCCAGCGCUCGUACAGUUCAGACUACGCGGUUUAAGUCGCUCUACUAAGUCUCGCCUUAAGUAAACAUCAACAAAGUGUGUGAACUUGAAGUUGGUCGCGUGUCGUGAGGAAUAACAACAAGAGAGACGCUUUUUUUUCGGGGGGUGCAACCUUGGAUUACGCAACGUGCAGUGCAUUUGAAUCGUUGAAUAUCGGCAAGAAGAUGGUGAUAGCCGCUGAAGAGCAACUGAGCCAAGUGAUGGCUCCAGUGAUGAAGGAGUGUGAUGGGGAGGGAUGUUGUGCUCCGGUUGGGGUGACGGCCAAGCGUGCCCUACUGGUGGCCAACAUCGAGGAACGAGUCGUGGUGGGUUUGUCGGAUGCCAUCCAGGCGCUCGCCAAAACGCCGGAGGAGUUCCUGUUUUGCUUUAUGGCGCCACCCAAGCCCGGGGACAGUGCCACCCACAUGCACGAGGUCCUGCUGCAGGCCUUCUGCUUCGAGCACGACAUUUACAUAAUCAAGAUUGACAGUGCGGAAAAACUAAGCCGCUUGCUGGGCUCAACCACCCUGCAGUCCUGUGCCCUCGUCCAGAAGACCAUGUCCGCGGACCACCAGCACGAGAUCCUGUCCAAGGUCGAGGACCAGCUGGUGGACUACUGCGAGGAGCACUGGGAAGAUCCGGUCAAGCCAGUGGUCAAGCUGCCGGAAAAGUAACCACCGAAACCCCACGCUUUUGGUGAAAAAAAACUGACCCGCAAGGAUUAACCGAGCCGAACCGGCUCAACCGGCGAUGAAUUCCAAGCCGCGCGCUGGGGUUUCCCACCUAAGUUGGCGUUGAUCGCCGAGUCACCCCACAAGAAGCAACAGCAAGCGUGUGCAGUUCAGUGUGAAUGACUCGAGGCUUCGUGGACCCGGUGAACAGUAGUAUGAAAAUAAGCAGCGUUGAAGCGCUGCCGUCUAGACAAAAUAGUGCAAAUAGUUGGAUAGUUUUAGAAAAAAAGUAGGACUGGAUAAUUGUGACCGUAGCGGAAAUGUGUUAAUUGUGUCGGCAGGCCGUCAGUGUGAAAUAACAACAGAAAAACACAAACAUCACACAAAAGAAAAAGAAAACACAGAAAAAUAUAGAUAAUUUGAUUAUAUUAAUUAAA
Culex pipiens pallens (northern house mosquito) is the source of this 1130-nucleotide messenger RNA. RefSeq lists its product as uncharacterized. The transcript has 2 exons. Gene Ontology annotation, cellular component: cytoplasm; nucleus. Gene Ontology annotation, biological process: regulation of cell cycle. NCBI's taxonomy places the organism in Eukaryota, Metazoa, Arthropoda, Insecta, Diptera, Culicidae. The record is from RefSeq and is a predicted model, not a curated record. Bases 208 to 696 code for a protein of 162 amino acids.